Molecule: messenger RNA, 3257 nt
Organism: Hypanus sabinus (Atlantic stingray)
Lineage: Eukaryota; Metazoa; Chordata; Chondrichthyes; Myliobatiformes; Dasyatidae
Product: liver-expressed antimicrobial peptide 2-like
Exons: 3
Coding region: 1935-2177 (80 amino acids)
Biological process (GO): defense response to bacterium; antimicrobial humoral immune response mediated by antimicrobial peptide
Source: RefSeq, a predicted model, not a curated record
GUGGGGGGAGGGUGGGAAGGAGAAGGUUGGUAGGUGCCAGGUGAAAAACCAAUCAGAGGAAAGUAGGUGGGGAGUGACUGAACUAUGGGUGACAAAAUGGAGUCCAGGUAGGCACAUACAAGUUCGGUGGGGCAGGAUGAAGCCGAAACUACUGGGACAGUCAGGCUUGUGGAUCAAGGGGUGGGGGAGUGGAAGCAGGGAGGGGAUAGGCAGGAAAGGUGAAGAAGGAAUGUAAGGGGAAAGCCCUAUGGGUAGUAGAAGAAGGCAGAAUCAUGACAGAGGUGAUAGGCAGCUGGAAGAGGAGGCAGAGUGAAUUCUCCAACUUCCAGCAAUUCCCUCCCUCUCCCUUCCCCCAUCCCAGGGUUAUCAUACGGAGGAGCAUUUGAUGCCUCUGGGUCUGUACUCGCUGGAAUUCAGAAGGAUGAGGGGGGAUCUCAUUGAAACUCAUCGAGUGUUGAAAGGCCUACACAGAGUAGAUGUGGAAAGGAUGUUUCCCAUGGUGGGAGAGUCUAGGACAAGAGGGAGAAGCCUCAGAAGAGAGGGGUGCCCUUUCAAUACAAAUGCAGAGAAAUUUCUUCAGGCCAAGGGUGGUGAAGUUGUGGAAUUUGUUGCCACGUGCAAACUGUGGAGGCCAGGUUGUUGGGAGUAUUUUAGGCAGAGCUUGAUAGGUUCUUGACUGGCUUGCAAUCAGAGGUUAUGGGGAGAAGGCCAGGAAUUGGGUUGAGAAGGAGAGAGGAAAGAGGAUCAGCCAUGAUUGAAUGGCAGAACAGACUCUAUGGGCCAGAUGGCCUAAUUCUGCUCCAAUGUCUUUUGGUCUGAUGGUUAAUGCUACCAAGCUGGCUGGAGACCAUUGCUUAUGUACCCUGUUUUUUUUUCUUGGUUCAAUCACGCUGGCAAACUCUAAUGCUUAUAUAUAUAUAUGGUUUUACUCAAUGUUCUGUCAUCAAUAUCAACCCUUUUAAUUUCUUUUUUGCAAAAUUUGCAGGUAUCUCCUCCAAAGUCAGAAUUGUGAGGCACAUGCGUCCUCUAUUAUGUUUAUUCAUUUAUAGUCACAAAUCUACCCAAAGCUUGUGUUCAAGUUGAUACUGACAUGCCAAACUCUCUUUGGUCUUAAGGUAAUUCAGAAUAGGUCCUUGCCUCACUUAUACAUCAGGCAUUACUGGUGGACAUCUUUUUGAGCGACCCUCCAAAACUUACUUUGCUUAUUAAUAUCUCAAAAAAUCAUCUCUGUGUAUUAGUUUGAUCUUUGCACUUUGUUCUGUUGUUGCCUGUUACACCUUUUAUAACCAUAUCUAAGAGCACAUUUAUGGUACCAUUUGCGUAUGUUUCAAGAUAAGAUAUAUUUUCAUGUUCUUAACUAAAUUACCAUAUAAAGGUAUUUGUGCUGCACUAGUGUCCUUAUCUUAGGCAAAUUAAUUGAAACCAUUUUUGAUUGAUAGCCCGGUGUAGGUCAGCACCAAAGAACACAGAAUCAAAAUUGAGUUUAUUGUCAAAUGCACAAGUACAUGUGUACAUGGGUGCAAUGAAAAACUUAUUUGCAGCAGUAUCACAGGCAUGUAGCAUCAGAGACAUGACAUUCACAAGAAAAAUGUAUAUUAAACAUGAAUUAUAUCAGAAAUGACACAAAAUGUACAUUGUGAUGCAAAGCUAUCAUAGUGUAUGGGGCAGAGUGGCCACUGUAUUCUUUUGGAAAGAUUUGGAAUCACAAGGAAAUUGUAUGAAAUUUCUUUCUUACCCCAUCUAUCCAUUUGCUGUGCACCUGCUAGGUAAUAAAUUUCUGAGCUGACCUUUGCUUUCUGCCCCAGCAUCAGGAAGAGUGCCACGUGAAGUAUUUAUGUUCAUGCCCUGUGGCUGCCUAUAAAAGAGGUGCAAGGGCUGCACUGUACAUACUCUGCAGUCUACUGUGCACACCUGUUACAGAAGCAACUCCGACUAUGGAUUCUCAACUUCUGAAAAUCUUUGCAAUUUUUUGCAUAGCCUCUACUAUCUUGAGCAACCAGGCGGACUGUGCUGCUAUUGGACAAAUGGAGACUGUGUUCUACCGGGUCCGAAGAAUGACUCCACUCUGGAGAUGGACCAUCCAGAAACCAGUUGGAUCCACAUGUAGGAACAAUGAUGAUUGCAUCACAAAAUACUGCAGGAACAGCCGCUGUUCUGUGAUUGCUCAUCGAGAUUGACAUUCAUUGAAAGAUUUUGUAAAGGAUCAUCAUCUAACCAUGUAAUAACCUAUGUACAGAAUAUGUGUAAAUAAAUGCUGUCUAAUAUACUGUAAAUAACUGUUCAAAGCUCUGUAAAUAAUUGUUUAAACACAACCACAACUGAAUUUCACAAUGUUGUAGAUUCAUAUUUGUUUAAUUAUGCUUAAUGAACUGUAUAAUAAAUUUUCAUUUAUAUUAAAAAUAUAGAAUUUGUAGCAGAGAUAAUUUUGGUCAUUGAAAAAGGUUUAAUGCUGAAAUUGACAUUUUACCUUCUCCAGAGGUGGAGUGGUGCCCCCAGCUAUUACAAUGGUAAAAACCACAUCAUGUCUCUUAAAACAAAACAUAUCCAAUUGCUAGAGGCUCUGCUCGCAUUAUGAACGGUGAAUGGUUGGCCAGUGACGAUUACUGCUCCUCUCGUGAUAAAUUCCCAGUUUAACAUAUGAAACUCCCACCAGCAUGCAAAACUGAAGGGGAAUAGUUUGAUCCAGCUUUUAGUAAGCUUUGUUUUAAACUAAUAGAGUUUUGCAUUAUGAAAGCAUCACAUUCUUAUAAGUUCCUCAUUGACAGCAUGUUGUUCAUUUUAACAAAUGAUAUAAUUAAUGAGGCUUGGGUGGCCAGUGCUCUGGACACUGUCAAGGUGUUUGUGUAAUGAGAUUGUGCCUCAGGUUUGUCUAUUGUCUAUUGUUUAAGAGGAGUCAACAAAAAAUGAAAUGUUGCUGUAGCAAAGCAGCAUACGUCAUCAAAAGAUCCUCAUCAGGCUGGUCAUGCUCCUCCCUCGCUGGUGCCUCAGGACUCACACAGCACCAGGUUCAAGGUUCUUGAACAAAAGGGGAUAAUUAGAUUGAUUCUAUCUCUGAAGGUCCCACAACCGACAGUCUCACUAUAAGGACUCUUCAGCUUAUUUCAUACUUGUUUUUUUAUUGCUAUUUAUUUAUAUUUGUACCUGCACAGUUUAUUGUUCAUUGAACCUGUUUACAGUUACUGUUCUAAAGAUUUGUUAAGUAUGCCCACAGUAAAGAAAAACCUGUGUUGUAUGUGGUGACAUGUAGAAGUUGAACU